UCGGUCUGAAAUUGUCGGCAUUGGUUUCUUUGUAUCGCACAUAACCUAAGAAAACUACAAGUUAUUUUAAAAGUAGUUUUGCACAUUUUCGUUAACUUAAUUAUUCGUCCCAACACAGAGAAUAAGAAAUUUAAUAAAUAUUAUCAUAGCUAGUUGCAAUGUGAAGCUGAGAAAGUUGGCUGUGGAUAAAAUCGAAUCGUCUUUCGUAUGCCGGUCGUGAAUAUUAACGAACGAAAUGAGGUUCAAACCGUGCUUGUAACAGUAAUAAAUUCGUAUAACGCAGAGGGCAGUGCUGCUUGUUCAGAAUCGUCAGACUAUAAUAAAAUAAAAAAGAAUGUUCGUCGAACGGUGACGUGAAGGGUGCGAGCGGAGCCAGAAUGCCGCUCGACAGACUUGGCGGGGAGGAGUCCAGGGAGGCGGCAGCCAUGGCGAACACCCCACACUCCCUCCUCAGCGUGCUGCACUUCACCUCGCAGAUCCUCUUCCCCAAGUACCCCCACGCCUUGUUCCCUCUCCUGUUCGUCCUGCGCCUGCACCGGCUGAAGAGACGCGCCGAGGUAGUUCUGGAGAGCGUGCCCCGGGAGCUGUUCCGAGCCCUGGUGCCUGGACUGCUCCAGGGGGACGAGGAGUCGUGCGUCCUGAUUGGCCACGGCUUGCUGAACAAGCUGAAGGUGUCCGGGGAGCAGUGGCUGCAGCUCACGCGGCCUCCCCACGGCGUCGCGACCCUGGUACGCGCUGUGCCGGUGGCGGGACUCCCGCAUUCCGUCGCGCUCGCCACGGAGGAUCUCUGCCACAACGUGUGCUGCAGGCUCGCCGUGCCGACCGCCGAGACCGUCUUGGUGGCAGACUCUGCCGCGUUCCUGGGCCAGUUUGCCUCGAAGGCGGUGCUGGGGCUGAUACGUCCCACACGCAGCCUGGAGAACGGUCUGAUAGACUCCUCCCUGGAGCUGUUCUUCAAGAGCCCCCGCUACCUGUGUCCAGGGGAUGUCUUCUCGGUCCCAGUCGAGAAGUACGCGUCGGGGUACUGCGGCGUCGACGCGCUGCACUUCAAGGUGGUCGAGCUCGACGGCCCAAACUAUUCAGAGGUGUCGGCGGGCGGGGACGUCACGGUCGUGGUGGGCUACUACGUACUCAAAGGCCAGACGGCCAUAGUGCAAGCCAGCGACCAGAACGAGUUCCUGCCGGCGAGGACAGGUGUGUUUGCGCCGGGGCCCUCGCCGGUGUCCGGGGAGAACUACCGGGGCUCCGUCCUGCCCGCCUGCCCCCCGGGGCCGGACAGUGCCCAGGCGGAACUGGCGUCCCUGCUGCGGCCGUUCUUGGCUGGGGGGCGGCGGGGGGCUUGGCGCGCCCGGCCGGUGUUCCUGGUGCGCGGGGCGCGCGGCUCGGGGAAGAGGACGGCCGUGCGGGCGGCCGCACGCGCCGCGGGACUGCGCGUGUGGGAGGCGGACUGCCUGGAGCUGCUCGGGGGCUCCCCGGGCCAGGCCGAGGGCAGGCUCAAGUUCGUGUUCGCCAGGGCGAGGCAGUACGCCCCGUGCAUCGUCCUGCUCGGGAACAUACACGUUCUGUUCCGCGACAAAGACGGCCAAGAGGACCCCCGGGUGGUGGCUUGCUUCAGCGACGAGCUGGCCCGGCUGUGCAGCGAAGACGACGGCAGCGGUGGUCGGCCGGCAACGAAGUUCGUGUCCGUCAUCGCCACCAGCGACGUACGCGAUGAUUCUGUGCCGGGCGUGCCCGCGCCCGUGGCCAGACUGUUCCUCGGCGCUGUGGACCUGGGCGCCCCCGACGCGGCGACGCGCGCGGCCGCGCUGGGCUGGCUGUGCCGUGCAUGCGGCGCAGGCCUGGGCGACGGCCUGCCCCUGGGCCGGGUGGCCGCGCAGUGCCCGGGCUUCCUGCUCGCGGACCUCGCCGCGCUCGUCACGCGCGCCGUCAGGAACAGGGCGCUCCGGACCGACAGGGGAGACUCCGUCGUGUUGCGCUCGGAGGACUUCCAGUCUGCUCUGGACGGCAUGCUCGCGGCGUACUCUGACGCCAUCGGGGCACCGCGCAUCCCGGCGGUGCGGUGGGAGGACAUCGGGGGCGCGUCGGCGCUCAAGGAGCAGAUACUGCAGACCAUCACCGCGCCCUUGCGCCACCCCGGGAUCGCAGCGUCCGGCCUGAAGCGCUCGGGCAUCCUGCUGUUUGGGCCGCCCGGCACGGGCAAGACGCUGCUGGCGAAGGCGGUGGCCACCGAGUGCAGCCUCAACUUCCUGUCGGUGAAGGGCCCGGAGCUGCUCAACAUGUACGUGGGCCAGAGCGAGCAGAACGUCAGGGAAGUGUUCGAGCGUGCGAGGACAGCUUCCCCGUGUGUGGUUUUCUUCGACGAGCUAGAUUCGCUGGCCCCGAACCGCGGCCGGAGCGGGGACUCGGGCGGCGUGAUGGACAGGGUGGUGUCGCAGCUCCUCGCGGAGAUGGACGGCCUUCAGCGGUCGUCCCACCUGUUCGUCGUCGCCACCACCAACCGCCCUGACCUGAUCGACCCGGCUCUGCUGCGGCCCGGGAGGUUCGACAAGUUGCUGUACGUAGGCGCGAGUGAAGAGGCUGCAACACACCUCAGUAUUUUACGAGCGCAGACAAGAAAGUUCGCCUUGGACAAGGACGUGGACCUGGGGCAGGUAGCGGAGAUGCUGCCGCGCCACCUGACGGGUGCCGACAUAUACUCCGUCUGCUCCAACGCCUGGCUGAGCGCCGUCGGCAGGCGGAUAGCAGCCUCGCAGUCGGGCUCGCCGGAUGAGAUGUCGCCAGUCGUCGUGGCGAGCCUGGACUUCGCAGCCGCCGCGAGAAGCCUCGUGCCGUCCGUGACACCGGAAGACCUGGCCUACUUCCAGGAACUGCGUCGCCAGGUAGCUUCCGGCUAGUCCCUCUCGCUGCGGCCUCGCUCGGCUGUUGCGGUUUGGAGCAACACCUUUCAAGCUUCACAGCUAUUUGUCUGCACAUAUCUUCGUUCUUGUAAGACCUUAAAGUUGGUUUUGGCAGACAUACAGACUAAAAAUUCUUUAGCAUUUCUACCUUGAUUAAAUGACUGAUAAGUUUUCAUAUUGCACGUCUUGAGCAACCAACUUCUGGUACUUCAGCCUCACAGAGCUUGUAGUUGUGUUACAGGCCCAGACAGAUACUGAUUACUUUCUUGAUCUACCUAGUUCCAAAACCAAUAUUUUGCAGAGACUUGAUGUAAUAAGAUCUGCUAUUAGAGAUUAUUUUCCUUUAACACUAGUACUAGAGAAAGCCAUAAGGAGAUAGAACUGGUGUUUAUUAUGCUUGGCCAGUAUAAAUAAAAAUUUGUGUUUCAAAUUCCAAUAGAAUUUACAAACUAAAAUAAUAAAUCUUGGUAAUCAUGUGUGCUGGACUACUUAGAUAACAAAGCAGUAUUGCAAUUUCAAUAUAUGAUUCAUAGAAUGUGUUGAAUGCUUUAUAUUACAGUAGAAUCCUGCUGAUGCAACCCCUCACGGUUCCCGGAAAAACUGACUUAUAAAAGGAAUGGUCCCAACAGAGAAUUCUGGCCAAUUUUACCCCCCCCCCCCCCCCCCCCCCCCCCCCUCAAUAUAUCCAAAUACAUAAAAAAAUUGCCUUUGUUCGCAUAGAUUUCAUAUUCAAAUACUAGUCUAUGGUGUAAAAAAAAAAAAAAAACUUUUUAUAUUCAUAUUAUAGUAUUUAAAUAGCAUGAUGUCUCCCGAAAAAAUGAUACCCUAGAAAGCAAUAUUGGAGCUCCCAUUGGAUGUAAUUUGGCCUCGCUGGUUCGUACGUACAACUCCGUCGUAAGGACAAAUUUUGGAGAACCGUGAGUGUACGUAGAAUCGAGGUUUCACUGUAUACCUACACUUUAUGCUAGUCAUGGUAACAUCCAACCCUCAAAACUUUCUUAGAAGAGAGAGUUAAUUCUCAUUUAAAAAAAAAAAAACUUGUAAUGUUUUGAAUUAUUAUCACAGCAUGAAAUAAGUAAAAGUAACUAGACAAUUUAUUAUAAUUCUUUAAGUAGUUAUGACAUGUAUAAGCAUUGGUUGUAUGAAAAUUGCUAUCUUUUAAGUCAAUAAAUUGUGCAUAUAUAAUAUAUAUAUAACUUAGUGCAAAGUAUACAGUGUAUAUCAUGUAAAAUAAUAACACUGAGGGAUAUUAUUUGAUAUUUAAAUGAUGUGCCUUGCUCAUUUUUUUUGUCAGUACCUUUAACAGGCUGACCUUGUAAAUCUGUUCUAAUAGUUUUUCUGUAUUUGCUUUCAGGUCACAAAUUCCCUCACCAGAGAUUAUUAAAUUCAAUUUAACUAAAAUGACACUUAGCAAAUCAUGAACUAUUUGUGAUGUUUAUAGAGCCAUUAAGCAAAACUUAGUAUACAUCUGUUGAGAAAAUUUGAGAUAAAAAAUGCAAGAGAGCCUUUAGAAUGAACUUACAGGGUCAGCCAUCAAAUAGGAAGUAAAGCAUGUAUUACAACUCAUGUGAUGUGAAUGUCCCAAACUUGAUGAAUGAUUUGUAAUAAACACUGAUGAGGUGGAAAACUGUUUGAUGAAUGAAUAAAAAGGUUUUAAAUGACA
This is a messenger RNA of Bacillus rossius redtenbacheri, 4560 nucleotides long. RefSeq names its product peroxisomal ATPase PEX6 (gene Pex6). Gene Ontology annotation, biological process: protein import into peroxisome matrix. Lineage: Eukaryota; Metazoa; Arthropoda; Insecta; Phasmatodea; Bacillidae. The record is from RefSeq and is a predicted model, not a curated record. Gene Ontology annotation, molecular function: ATP binding; ATP hydrolysis activity. Gene Ontology annotation, cellular component: peroxisomal membrane; cytosol. The transcript has 12 exons. Bases 378 to 2894 code for a protein of 838 amino acids.